Messenger RNA from Cryptomeria japonica (Japanese cedar), 2364 nucleotides. RefSeq lists its product as uncharacterized. The transcript is spliced from 14 exons. Lineage: Eukaryota; Viridiplantae; Streptophyta; Pinopsida; Cupressales; Cupressaceae. Gene Ontology annotation, molecular function: protein kinase activity; ATP binding. The coding region runs from base 211 to 2103 and encodes 630 amino acids. The record is from RefSeq and is a predicted model, not a curated record. Gene Ontology annotation, biological process: protein phosphorylation.
UUUAAAAUCAUAUACAAAGACAAACAAAUUUAGUCAGACAUUCAUUCCAUCGUAGGCCGCCAAAUCACCCAGACACGCGGGACACAUAUAUUGGGACUGUAACAUCUGGACAAGAAAAUUGCCGCAUUGUAUGUACGAGAUGAUGCAACGAUCUCGCAUCCUGCUCUUCAGCGCAGAUUUGAUCACCAUUGGCGGACGACAUUAUUAGAAAUGGUAGUGCAGUUUUGGGCAUCAACUAAAUUCAAAUAUUUUCAUUGUUGUACUACUUUGUAUCUUCACCAAAGCACAAGAAGCCUCUUCAAAGCCACAGUGGAAAAUAAGCAUUUUUCUCCAACAGUUCUACAAAAGAAAAAUCUCUUGUUGGUUAAAGAAUCUCCAUACUGCAAUAAAGGUGGAUACAUGAAAUAUUGGAGGGAAAAAGAUGCACUGUUCAAAGUUGCCUGCAAAUAUCUGGGACAUCAGGUCCUUAUAAGGAAGGCUUUUGGGGGGAAGGAAUUAACAAAGAUUAAUACUAUUGCUGAUGCUUACAGAAUAUGGAUAUGGAAACUGACGACUUCUAGCUCUGUGAACUCAAAAGAUCAUUCUAAAGGAUGGCAUUAUAGAAGCAUUCAGAAGCUUGUUUUAUGUCUAAAUAUAGCACGCAACAAAGGUCAGGUGUUGAUGAGUUUGCCAAUACUUUUUUGGAGCAUGGCAUUGGAAGAUCAAGUGUAUAGCAUGCCGGGGUCCCAUAUUAAGGAUAACAACUCUAUGCCAAAUCUUCAAAGUCUUAUUGAUGUGGCAGUUGAGUGUCUGCUAAUGGUAUUCAGGGCUCUGUAUUUGCUUCUUCUUUUUGCACCAUCCAUUGUUAUUGCAAUAUUUGCAGAUGAAUCAAAUAUUCAAAUUCGCUCUUUUUGGUUGGGUAUAGUUUUGAAAACAAUCGAAAAUGCAGGUCCAGCCUUCAUUAAAUGGGGACAAUGGGCUGCAACUCGCCCAGAUAUUUUUCCAUCUGAUAUCUGUAAUGAACUUUCCAAGCUACAUUUUGAGGCACCUGCACACAGUUUUGCAGAGACACAAAAAAUUGUGAAUAAGGCAUUUGGUUUACCAAUUCAAGAUAUAUUUGAGGAGUUUUCAGAUAAGCCAGUUGCAUCUGGUAGCAUUGCACAGGUUUAUCGGGCAGUGUUAAAGAAGGAGAUGUCUCAAGAAGGAGAGGCUAUCACUGUAGCUGUUAAGGUACGCCAUCCACAUGUACGAAAAAUGGUUGCUAGGGAUUUUAAAAUAAUUAAAUUUCUGGCAAAGACUUCCAUGAUUAUGCCUGGCUUGAAGCAUUUGCAGCUUGACAAGACUGUGCAUCACUUUGCAACGUACAUGACAAAGCAGGUAGAUCUGACACUUGAGGCUGCUCAUUUGACAAGGUUCAAAUACAAUUUUCAGACGUGGAAAAAUAUUGUCUUUCCUGAACCAAUUUAUCCUUUUGUACAUCCUGAAAUCUUAGUGGAGACUUUUGAGGAGGGGCAUAGCAUCAUACAGUGUACCCAUGAAACAUCCAAUUCACAUUUACGAUCAUAUCUUGCAGCACUAGGAACAAGGCUAUUCUUGAAAAUGUUAUUGGUGGAUAACUUUAUCCAUGGGGAUCUACAUCCAGGUAACAUAUUUGUACGUUCAGAUGGUGUGCACCCUCAAAUAGUUGUUUUGGAUGUUGGUAUGGCUAUAGAGUUGAGUCAAAGAAGUCGUUCACUACUAUUUGAGCUCUUCAAGGCUGCAUCAUUUCGAGAUGGGAAAACAGUUGCGAAGUGCACGUUGGAGCUCUCAAGGGAGCAAAGCUGUUCUAAUAAAAAUCAAUUUAUAAGAGAUGUAGAUGAAAAGUUCAAGAAGUACCUAUCAGUGAGAGGUUCUGCAAAGAAUACUGGAGAGUGCAUGACAGAUCUAUUUGAUGAAGUUCGACGGCACCAUGUAAAUAUCGAUGGGGAUGUCUGCACUGUGAUGGUUACAAGUCUCGUUCAUGAGGGCUGGCAAAGAAAGCUCGACCCAGAGCUAGAUAUUCUGGAUAUACUUCAUAAACAACUAGCAAAAGAUGAAUACUCAAAGUUAUUCAGGAACUUUAUGAUGGGAGUUGUUGCACUGUAACUUCAUUAGCAUCCUUUUUGAUUUGAUGUUAGAAAGUCUCUAAAAUCCAUUAUCAUAUAUGUGAUUAUGGAUGCAUUGAGUGAGUUUGCAUGCAUGAUCACCAUGACACUACAUGACUUUAACAGUGUAGAAAGGUAAUGGGGAGUUAUGUACCGAAAUAUGGAAAGACAUGUCCAUGACUUUCUUGUGAUACUCUAUAUUGUAUUAUGACAGAAAAUUUAUGCCAGUGAGCAUAAUACAAUUUAUUUUCAAUUCGUUUUA